UUAAAAUCGAAGGUUUAGAAAAUGAUUUACACAAGAUUUUAUACGGUAAUAUCAAUCUCAUAAGUUUUGAUUUGUCUGGUUCUUCUGCCCCUUCUCUAGUAAGGAGCAGCAGAAGUCAAUGAAGACAAUGUCGGUGUGGGAGCACAGGGCCAACCAGCUGAGGAGGCAGAACCGGGCGAGCUGCGAGGCCCUCUACUGUGAGCUGGAGCCUGAGGAGCGUCUCCGCCUGUCCACGGCCCUCCACAUUCGGCCCGAUAUGAAGACCCACCUUGACAGGCCGCUUGUUGUUGAGCCUCACGAUGGUCCCUUGCUGGGCGGCCACCAACACCAUCAUCACAAGCCCUGCAUGCCAGAGGAGGCUGAGACUGCCGCUGACCCUCUUCCACCUUCUGUGCCUCACCAGCCCCGACGCCACCACCGUCACAGAGACAGGGCCAGGGUUAGAGAGGAGACAAAUGAUAAUGGCGACACCAGUAAAGACGGGGGCCACCACGUCCAUCACAGCCGCUCCAAAGACCACGACGGCAGCCGUGGAAAAGAGGGAAAGAGUGAGAGGUCCCACAGCCGAGAGGGAGGCAGGAGGCAUCACCAUCAGAGCUCAGUGGACGACAGUGGAGGUGGAGGAGUCACGAAUGAGAGAGAGCAUCGCCAUCAUCAUUCACACCGACAGUCCCGAGGGGGCAACGGGACUGUGAACAGCGGAGGCAAGGGAGAGCGUAGAUCCCGCCACAGAGAUGGACGUUCAUCUAACAGGGACGGGGAUAAGAAUUCCAAAGGAGAAAGUGGUGCCAACGGAGCAAGGAGAAGACAUCGGAAUCAUGGAUCUAGGGGUCAGUCUGCAGUUGAAGGAGAGGAGUCCAACGGGAGAGAGAAGACCCACAGUAACAGUUUGUACAGUUUGUAAGUUUGAUGAUGUCAUGCCGGGGGGAGCUGCACCUGCACAGACUAAGCUCUGACCUGGCUGCUGUCCAACAUCUGUAGAGGAGGAAUGCGCACAGAGAGAGAAAACAUGUGUGGAAGUGAUGCAUGGGGCGAGUUCACGUGAACUCACUUGAAAUAUCAUGGCUUCAGGCAGGCAGGUCAAGUGAUAAAACAUUGUUCCAGGUAAGUUAUUACUAACUUAGAAACAUUGUUUUUGCGCCUUCCACCUUCUCUCCACCGCUCUUUGUGACUUUCUGUCUUAAACACACACAUGCUGUUCACAGUGCAGAAAACAACAAGAGCACUGACACUUUGGUAUUUGUAGUCUCCUAAAUAUCACAGGUAUACACAAUGCAUCCAAGCACGUACAUACCCCUUUAAUAACCCUAUGCAUAAGCAAUUUGACUUAAUUACAUUUACACACAGAUUUUCAGGAAGUGUUACAGUUUUUCCACCAACUAGUUCAUGGUGAAUAUGUGUACCUUUAUAUAAAGCCUAGUUGUUUUUCUAUUUUCUUACAUUUCUGCAGUGUUUUGUAUACAGCUUAACUCUGUGUUGGAUGGUAAU
Larimichthys crocea (large yellow croaker) is the source of this 1488-nucleotide messenger RNA. RefSeq names its product probable voltage-dependent N-type calcium channel subunit alpha-1B. The transcript is spliced from 2 exons. Gene Ontology annotation, cellular component: voltage-gated calcium channel complex. Gene Ontology annotation, molecular function: voltage-gated calcium channel activity. The record is from RefSeq and is a predicted model, not a curated record. The coding region runs from base 119 to 904 and encodes 261 amino acids. Gene Ontology annotation, biological process: calcium ion transmembrane transport. NCBI's taxonomy places the organism in Eukaryota, Metazoa, Chordata, Actinopteri, Sciaenidae.